Messenger RNA from Arctia plantaginis, 297 nucleotides. NCBI's taxonomy places the organism in Eukaryota, Metazoa, Arthropoda, Insecta, Lepidoptera, Erebidae. The record is from the annotation of a GenBank genome assembly.
AUGUAUGUUAAGUUAGAUAAGAGUAUUUUACACAGCAAUCAAUUUUCUGUUACAAGACAUCAAAAAUCUGUUUCUAAUAUCAAUGCAGAAACAGGAAUGCCCGGUGCAUUUUUCAGUUAUGAAAUUUCGCCUAUAAUGGUUAAAUACACAGAAAAAGAAAGGUCAAUUGGUCAUUUGGCCACUAAUAUUUGUGCAAUCAUAGGUGGAGUAUUUACUGUUGCAGGAAUAUUAGAUGCCUUUUUAUACCAUUCCUUGAAUGCUUUCCAGAACAAGAUGGUAUUGGGAAAAUCUGGAUAA